Molecule: messenger RNA, 1687 nt
Organism: Ceratitis capitata (Mediterranean fruit fly)
Lineage: Eukaryota; Metazoa; Arthropoda; Insecta; Diptera; Tephritidae
Gene: Rho1
Product: ras-like GTP-binding protein Rho1
Exons: 5
Coding region: 266-844 (192 amino acids)
Biological process (GO): small GTPase-mediated signal transduction; cell migration
Molecular function (GO): GTPase activity; GTP binding
Source: RefSeq, a predicted model, not a curated record
AAGAAAAAAGUUCCACACAUGAAACUUCGAAUGGUUGAUGACAGUGACUGCUGACUUGGUGAUAAUGAAGAUGAUUAUUGUGAUGUUAGAUACGAUGACGUUCGCGUCAUUUUGAGCUCUCGGAGGGUAUCGGCAGCGCCGUUCGCGCUGGCUGAAGACUGCUGACUCGAAAAUAUGUGGAGGAAAGUCUGCUGAGCAACAUCAAAUCGUAAUAAAUUUGGCAGGUGGAGCAAAGGAAAACAAGAAAACAUUGGAUCCAAAUCCAAUGACGACGAUUCGUAAAAAAUUAGUGAUUGUUGGCGAUGGUGCCUGUGGUAAGACGUGCCUCCUGAUUGUUUUCAGUAAAGAUCAGUUUCCUGAGGUGUAUGUCCCAACUGUUUUUGAAAACUAUGUUGCAGAUAUCGAGGUCGAUGGUAAACAAGUGGAGUUGGCCUUAUGGGACACAGCAGGUCAAGAAGAUUAUGAUAGACUGCGACCACUCAGUUAUCCAGAUACGGAUGUCAUCCUGAUGUGCUUUUCAGUGGAUUCGCCCGACUCAUUAGAGAAUAUCCCCGAAAAGUGGACUCCCGAGGUCAAACAUUUUUGUCCAAAUGUUCCCAUAAUUUUGGUAGGCAAUAAAAAGGAUUUGCGUAAUGAUCCUAACACUAUUCGUGAUCUUGCUAAAAUGAAACAGGAGCCAGUUAAACCUCAGGAGGGUCGCGCUAUGGCAGAGAAAAUCAAUGCUUUUGCCUAUUUAGAAUGCUCCGCUAAGUCUAAAGAAGGUGUACGAGAUGUCUUCGAAACUGCUACCAGAGCUGCAUUACAAGUAAAGAAGAGGAAGAAGACCAAAUGCCUUUUGCUCUAAAAGAGCAAGUCGUGACAUAAUACACUACACUCCCAAUUUUUAUUUCCUCUUUUUUAUAACGGGCAUCUUUUCAAAUGUGUAUUUGAUUGAUAACUUCUUGAUCACGAUUAAUUGAUUAUUAAAUAAUAAUCUUACUUCAUUCGUAUUUUAUUUAAAUGAAAACAAAACUAUAUUAUAAACAUGUAUUUAGAAUUAACAAAUAAUGUAAAAAAGCUAACAACUCAACAAAAUGCAUGAAAAAGAAAACUUUUUGCUUGAGAAACCCUGAUGAAUAAGAAUUUACAUAAACAUCGUAAUUUGAGAAAUGUAGGUACUAAAGUGGAAGUGAUAAUUAUGGGAGAAAGUAAAGUCGGAACUGCAACAAUUUUAUAACAAUCUACAUGCAUACACGCACACAUGCACAAACACGAGAGUGCAAGCAAGGGAACACUUUCAAAAUGUUUUUGAGUGUAUUAGUGUAGAUUUUGUUGAAUGUCUCCAAUUUUAAUUUUUUUUUAAUACGUUAGUAAAACUGAAACAAUAAACGACCACCAAAAUAAAUAUAAUAUGUAUUUGUGAAUUUUGCUACUUUUUACUACAGAAAAAAAUCUAAGACGAUCGAUGGUCAAUGAUUUUUGUAAUGUUUAAGUCAAUACUAAAACGCAUACUAUUCAUUGAAAAAGCAUUUGCCCUAGAGAAUCGUAAACAUGCCUCCAAUGACAAACAAUUUUCAGAAAGAUAGUCCUUUAUAUCAGAGGUUCAAAUCAUUCAAUUUCAAAUCAACCUAAUGUUUAGCAAUGGUACCAUAUAAAAAAAAGAAUAAGUAUUUUAAUAAUAAAGUAAACGAAUAAAAACUUAAGAGAC